AUGACGCAGGGCCAACAGGCGCCCUAUCAGGACGCCACCAACGGAGGGGCUCUGGGCGAUGCCAUUGACCAAGAAGACAGCAUCAAUGAGCAAACGCCGCUGCUCGCGACCAAGGACAUUGCCCCCACGGCCGACCCUCUUGUAGCCAAGGCGACGGUUGCGGCUGCGACGGAGGGCAACGGCAGCGCUGGGCAUGACGACGAGGACAAGCCUCUGCCCGUAUGGCAGAUCGUCCUCCUGUGCUACGCGCGCCUGGUGGAACCCAUGGCUUUCUUCUCCAUCUUCCCCUACAUCAACAAGAUGGUUCAGGAGAAUGGCGGCCUGGAGCCCGAGGAUGUCGGCUUCUACGCCGGCCUGAUUGAGUCGCUGUUCAGCCUGACCCAGGCCAUCGUCAUGAUCUUCUGGGGCGAGGCUGCGGACCGCAUCGGCCGCAAACCCGUCCUCGUCUUCUCCCUCUUCGGCGUCACCCUCGCAACGUCCAUCUUCGGCAUGGCCAAGACCAUCUGGCAGAUGAUUCUGUUCCGCUGCCUGGCGGGUGUGUUUGCCGGGACGAUCGUCACCAUCCGGACCAUGAUUGCAGAGCACAGCACCCAGAAGACCCAGGCGCGCUCCUUCAGCUGGUUUGCCUUUUCAGGAAACCUCGGCAUCUUCCUCGGGCCUCUCCUGGGUGGCGCAUUGGCCGACCCGGCAGGCCAGUACCCCAAGGCCUUUGGCAACAUCCAGUUCUUCAUCGACUACCCUUAUGCGCUGUCCAGCUUCGUGGUCGGCAGUGUGGGACUGACGGGCGCCAUAGCGGCGGCGGUGUUCGUGAAGGAGACGCUCAAGAAGGAGCCUGGCGACGAUGUGCACCAUCCGAACAAGCCCAAGAGAGACAGUCAUUCGAUCAUUAAGCUCGUCAAGGCCCCGGGUGUGGGGAUGGUGCUCUAUGUCUACUCGCAUAUCAUGAUCUUAGCAUUCUCAUACACGAGCUUGGUUGCAAUUUUCUGGUACACGCCUGUGGAGCUCGGUGGUUUCGGGUUCACGCCGCUGCAGAUAUCGAUCAUGAUGGCGGUCAACGGCAUAGCCCAGGCGACCUGGCUGCUGCUGAUCUUCCCGCCGCUGCAGCACCGCAUCGGCACGAAUGGCGUCAUGCGGCUAUGCGCCUACGCGUACCCGGUCUUCUUCUUCCUGUGCCCGCUCGGCAACCUCAUGCUGAAGCAGCAGACCGAGGCCGCUGUCAAGGCGUUCUGGGUCAUCGCGCCCGUGGUCCUCGUCUUUGGCUGCGGCAUCAGCAUGAGCUUCACGGCCAUCCAGCUGGCGGUGAAUGAUGUCACGCCCAGCCCGCAGGUGCUGGGCACGCUCAACGCGCUCGCCCUGACGGGGGUCAGCAUCAUUCGGGCCUUCACGCCGGCGCUGUUCAACACCCUCUUUGCCGUGGGGGCGCGCACGCAGUGGUUCUACGGGUACGCGAUCUGGGUGCUCAUGGUCAUCCUGGCGGCGUGGUUUGCUGUCGUCGCGAGAUGGCUGCCUGAGAAAGAGGACCUGGUCCGGGAGCGGGAGCGGCGGAGGCAGGAGCAGGAGCAGCAGGAGAACUCUGCGGAGUGA
Molecule: messenger RNA, 1584 nt
Organism: Phaeoacremonium minimum UCRPA7
Lineage: Eukaryota; Fungi; Ascomycota; Sordariomycetes; Togniniales; Togniniaceae
Product: putative major facilitator superfamily transporter protein
Exons: 2
Coding region: 1-1584 (527 amino acids)
Biological process (GO): transmembrane transport
Molecular function (GO): transmembrane transporter activity
Source: RefSeq, a predicted model, not a curated record